CGUUAAAUCCCGCAUACAUGUCCGAUAUAUAUCGCGUAUACACGUACAUACAUUACACGAAUAGACACACGAGUAAUAUUUUCCAUACGUGUUCAACACCUUUCAUUGCACACAGUCGUACGUGGAUCGGGUACCAGAAGUGUUCGAUUUCAAUACGACAAUUUUCUAAUACAUACCCAUGUGUUUUUAACGUGUAUGUACCCUAUGUAUUUCCUAUGUACCAACGUCCGCGUGUGUGGAUAAAUCUAUAUAUAGAUAUGCGUAUGUUUUUACGUUAUACGCUCGGGGCACGCUUAACAGUUAGCCGGUAGCUCCGGGCGGGGGUCGCACCGUUGCAGCUGUCGUCGAGGGUUGCGGAGCGGUUGUUGGUUUCUGGGGGCAAAUAUAUAAAGUCUAUGAAAGUGGGAGAACGGGGCACGCGACAGGACGGCACCCCCAUAACAAUCAUAGCUUAGCCACGGUGAGGAUCUGCGGUGAAAGUCGCGAGCGCCCCACAGGAGCCAUCGUCCUGUCGUUUGUGUGAAGAGUUAGCCCUGGCCAGGUUCGCAGUGACUAGGCAAACUUUGGGAAAAUGAAGCGCUCGUUGUCGGCGCCGUGCUUGGCGGAUGGCGAAGAAAACGGGUCGAAAAAAGCGAAGGAAGAAUCCGAAGAACCUACCGGCCGUGAAUACUUGCAGCUCGCUCUGGCCAGGGUUCUGGAGCUCCAACGCCAGGUCAAGGACGAGACCUACACAUCCGACAACACGAGCGACCUUGGAGAAUCGGACAGCGAGGAAGACGUGAUGAAAGAAGUUCUGAUAAAAGUCUUCAAGGACCUGCCGGGAUCUUCGCCGGCGGUGACUUCUAUUAUCAACAGAGCAACGCGGCCCCAGCCACCCCAAAUUCGUGCGAUCAGAGAUAAGCGAAUUCAGUUAUCGGGUUACGAUACGUGUCGUAAAGUAGCUCUAGAAUUCAUGAACACGGUUGUAAAGAGCACUCCUGUAACGGAGGAAGAUUUCGAGAGAUUUGAAAUGGGGACAUUUUCUCGAAUUGAAACAAAAAUGGCCGAUCACAAAACGGGACUGACGGGAAAUCGCGGUGCGGACAAAAACGGGGGUGAAAAUUCAAAUGGCCGUCUUCCAUCGAAUUCGGUCAUCAAUGGUUUCAGAAAUUACGUUAAGCCUGGCCAGCUUUUCUCCGCUGAUACUGUUCCGAAAUCCGCCAGAUUUUUCAACGGCAAUAACAAACGACUAGGAAAUUAUUCCGGCCAAUAUCCGCUGCCUCGAUUCGCCGAUGGUCCUUCGUCCUCCGGCGAACCCGCUAAUAAUCUAAAUCAAAGAUCAAUCGAUGGAAAUCGUCGAGAUAAUUCACAGGGGAUGCAACGUCCCUCGCGGGGAUCGCUGAACUUUGUAGACGCCGAAAGAAAUCCAAUCAUUUCCCGAGAUUACGAAAUAAGAGUGAGAAUGCUCAAGGGGUUGGAUCUGCACUUGGCUACCAAGCAGAGAGAUUUUACAGCGAGGUUGAUGAGGCAGUGAAAAAAAAAAAAAGAAAACGAAAACCAACAGCCUGCAGGUCAAUAUUUUUUUAUACCUACAUUUAUAUUGAACUUAUCUAGUCGUCGCAGAUUAUUUUAUAAUUACUUGUACGAAAAAAUUAUAUAUUUAUCAUAAUUUAUUUGUAAUCUAGUCACGUGUGUAACGUAACCAAUAAUAUUUCAACGAGCUCUAGUCAGAAACCCGAGUCUUAACGGACGCUCAGAAGCUAUAAAAAAUUCAUAUCAGUAAAUAAAACAAUUUUAUUCAACCAAUUUGUUAAUUUUUGAUACACGAAUCGACAGAUUGUUGUCCAUUAAAUAAUUCAUCAUUCCAUAACUCGUUUGAUCGACGAUCAAACUCAUCGAUAAAUCUUGACAAAAUUGAUUGUCGGUACCAGUCCACAUAAUUUUUAUCUCCGAACCUCUCAUUCUGAGUUUUUGAUUCUCCACUGAAUAAAAUAAUUCCACAACAGUUGUGAUUCGGUUUGGUUUUUUAUUCAUCGAUAUACAUUAAUUUACGAGUAUUAAUUUACAAUAGCAUCGAUUAUGCCAUCAUAUUUAUUUGGACUAGACAAAAUGUGUCAAAUAAUUGCACGCUUAUAAAUAUACGCUAUACAACAGCUUUACAAAAAUAUUGAAAGCACGUCGGUAUCGAUCUAGAAACUAUCUACAAACUACCGGUUGAGUAUUUUAUCGGCAAGUUUCGCGCAUGAUGGCUGGUAAUUAAAAACAAGAAACAAAAAAUUCCUUCUUCCGUUCGUGGAUCUUCGGUUUCCAGCGGAUAAGACGGAGGAGAAAAGUUUUACAAAAAAUACUUCGUUCACACGGAAAUUAAUUACGUCGUUUAUAUUUCAGUGUUGAAAAGAGAAAAAAUCUCAUGGCUAUUGAUUAUCAUUAAUUCUUUGUUUUUUUUUUUUGACUAGUAAAACACCGUUUGGCAUCAGUUGCAAGUAAAUAUAAUGAGCCGAUCGUUAUCGAUCGUUUUUUAAUUCGUUUUACCUACUAAUUGCACACCAAUAAAUACACC
Molecule: messenger RNA, 2539 nt
Organism: Athalia rosae (coleseed sawfly)
Lineage: Eukaryota; Metazoa; Arthropoda; Insecta; Hymenoptera; Athaliidae
Exons: 5
Coding region: 572-1513 (313 amino acids)
Source: RefSeq, a predicted model, not a curated record